This is a messenger RNA of Colletotrichum godetiae, 1260 nucleotides long. RefSeq names its product PAP2 superfamily protein. Gene Ontology annotation, molecular function: phosphatidate phosphatase activity. The record is from RefSeq and is a predicted model, not a curated record. Gene Ontology annotation, biological process: phospholipid metabolic process. The transcript has 4 exons. Lineage: Eukaryota; Fungi; Ascomycota; Sordariomycetes; Glomerellales; Glomerellaceae. Bases 337 to 1260 code for a protein of 307 amino acids.
CGUCACAGCUCACGAGCUCGAAUCCCCCAAUCAAAACGCCACAUACACCGGAAGACACCCCCUUCGAGCUCAAACAAGCUGGAAGGCUGGCUCUAGGGACAAUUGGCCGGGGGAUCUGCACAUUGAUCAAGUGACUGCUGCUAGUCGUUGGCGCUUGUUCAACUUUCAUUGUCUGCCGUCACUCCUUUCGUUCUUAUAGAGUCGGCUCACACUGGCUGCUGAAGCUCAUCCCGUCUACACUGCAGCGCUCACAGUCAACACUCGUUACCGCAGCAAGACGAGCUGUCGAUGUUCCAGACAGCCUUUCGUGCAACUAGACGACGGUGACUGCUCAAGAUGGCGCCAGGUCGCCGGGAUAGUGGCUCAAGUGGAAGUGCUGUCGCAUCUGCAUUCACCAGGUUCUGGAAGAGAACUCAUGCGCCAGACUAUCUUGGAUUUGCGAUUCUCCUUUCUGCAUGGAUCGUGAUGCUGUUGUUUAUCGAACCAUUCCACCGCAUGUUCUUCAUCAACGAUCUGCACAUCUCAUACCCUCAUGCUGAGGUCGAGCGCGUGCCUGUUUACAUGAACUUUGUUUACGCCCUUUUUAUACCAUUGGGCGUAUUGGUUGCAUAUAAUGUUGUCACCAAGGCAUCACCGCACAAGCACGAGGUCACCUACCUGUCUUUUGCCAUCGCCAUCAUCAUGGGUUCUUUUCUCACGGACCUCAUCAAGAACACUGUUGGCCGACCGCGUCCCGAUUUACUGGCCAGAUGCAAGCCGGCGGCUGGCACGAAGCCUGAUGUGCUUGUUACCAUCGAUGUUUGUACCGAGACUGCACAUCACCUCCUUCAUGAUGGUUGGCGGUCGUUCCCCUCGGGCCAUUCGUCAUUCUCCUUCUCUGGACUUGGCUUCUUGAGCUUGUUCUUGGCUGGCCAGCUGCACAUCUUCCGACACAACAGUGGAGGUCGAGACCUCAGCCGCGCCCUCAUUUGCCUUCUGCCAUUGCUGGGGGCUGCACUAAUCGCCAUCAGUCGCUGUGAGGAUUACAGACACGAUGUCUAUGAUGUUUCCGUGGGCUCUCUGCUGGGUUACGUGGUUGCAUACUGGAGCUACCGACGACACUGGCCAAAGUUGACCGCCAAGGAAUGCCAUGAGCCCCAUCCCUACCCUGGGUCAGACCCCAAGACUGGUUGGAAUCGUCUGCGAGAUGAAGAGGAAGCUGGGGACUCGCGACCCGACGUAGGCUAUGAGAUGACCCAGCUAAAUAGUCAGAGACACUAA